Molecule: messenger RNA, 1065 nt
Organism: Numida meleagris (helmeted guineafowl)
Lineage: Eukaryota; Metazoa; Chordata; Aves; Galliformes; Numididae
Gene: CIMAP3
Product: primary cilia formation
Exons: 6
Coding region: 340-936 (198 amino acids)
Biological process (GO): regulation of cell projection organization
Cellular component (GO): ciliary basal body
Molecular function (GO): cytoskeletal protein binding
Source: RefSeq, a predicted model, not a curated record
CUUGCUGUCUCACCAUGACAGCCAGACACAGGGAAAAAGACAGGGAGCAGAUGACAUGGGAGAUCAGGCUAUGCCAUAAGAGAACACACAGUGAAGGGUCCUGACAGCAUAAUCUAUAGACUGCUUUGCCAGAGACCUCUCCACCGCUAAGUUUCAUUGUCCAAACAGCAGCUCCUGGAAGCAAGAGUAAGCACAGUGUGAUCCUUGGGGCUUUUAUCAAAGCUGCUCUUCUUCCUGCAAACUUCAGGAGCUGCUACUGCCAGUACUCCCUCCAGCACCCCUCCCCGUAUCUAUAGCAACUGCAGUACACAGACCUCCUUAAGUGCCUGAUAUGGCAGCAUGUCUGCAGAGCGACGGCCCAGAGAUGUGCACAAGCAAAUCUCAUUUGGGUCAUGCCAAGAUCAGAAAAUGUUCCCUCUCCACCAUGCUCCAGACAGGCUGGGAAUCCAGCUAGCAGCCAUCAGGGGAAACCCACUCCUAGGGCCAGGCUGUUACCUGAGUCAGGAGGAAAGCAGCCUCAUAUACUCCUUUGGAACAAAACCACUGAGCAAGAAAGGCUAUGUGAUAGGAGCCCGAACAGCCCGGCGAUUCAUACCAGAGCAACAGACUGUGACUCCCGGACCAGGUACAUACCAGUCGUUCUGGAAUAAAAAGAGAAAAUGCCAGCCUAACUAUGCUCCAUUUUCCACUAAGACACCACGAUUUCCUGAUAAGCCUCCAAAUAAAGAACUUUUCCCUGGACCUGGAACUUACGAUGCAGACAAACAAUUACACAAAAAGAUCACUUGGCCAAUGAAGUUUGGGUCUCCAGAUUGGUCUUUAGUGCCAAUGCCAGCAAAGAGGAUGCUAAAAACGGAGGUACAGAAGCUGAUCAUGGACAGAGAAUUCAGGAAGCAUCGGAACCGUGUGGCCUACCUGAGUUUAUAUGAGAGCUGAGCCACGGGGUGGCUGCAGCAUGUCAUGUCGGCUCGGUGCAGCAGGACCUGCACUGGGCUCCCAACCUGCCCAUGGACAUGUCUGCCUGCAACAUCCUUCCUCCUCAAAUAAAAGCUGUUCACAGUGGCA